Molecule: messenger RNA, 4252 nt
Organism: Aplysia californica (California sea hare)
Lineage: Eukaryota; Metazoa; Mollusca; Gastropoda; Aplysiida; Aplysiidae
Product: fizzy-related protein homolog
Exons: 14
Coding region: 258-1700 (480 amino acids)
Biological process (GO): positive regulation of ubiquitin protein ligase activity; anaphase-promoting complex-dependent catabolic process; positive regulation of anaphase-promoting complex-dependent catabolic process
Cellular component (GO): anaphase-promoting complex
Molecular function (GO): ubiquitin ligase activator activity; anaphase-promoting complex binding; protein binding
Source: RefSeq, a predicted model, not a curated record
CAUGCACAGUUGUAGGACGCCAUUACCGUACCAAAACAAGCUGUGAGCACUGAGAAGGCCAACCUUAAAACUAAUAGAUCUAUAAUUAUAAUAUAAUGGCAAAGUGGGAAGCCUAGUUUCAUCCUUUUUUGUGAGAUAUAUUGCUAUCCAUCUUUGACCAGAGAAGUUGAGAGGCUGUUCACUGUACUGCAAAUGGUCGUCUGUUUAUAGUGUAACUGGUGAAGCCUCGACCCUACCUCUCCUGUUGUUCUUGAAUCAUGGAUCCGGAAUACGAGAAAAGACUGCUACGUCAGCAGAAUGGACAGAUGGCUCCUUUUGGAAUGCCUAUGUUUGCCAGCCCAGUUGUCUCUCCAAGUAAGAAGAUUUAUGGCGACAGAUUCAUUCCAACCAGAGCUAGUCCUUGCUGGCAUAUCAACUUUGACCUCAACCAACCACAAACUCCAAGCUCAACUCUGAAAGCAAAAGAUUCAAACAGUGAAACCUCCAAAGAUGGUCUUGCAUAUGCUUGCCUCUUGAAAAAUGAACUGCUGUCUGCUGGGAUUGAAGAUUUAAAGGAUCUGCAUACAGAAGACAAGAAAGUCCUCGCUCCCAAAGAAACAAAAAAUUUAUUCAAAUUCCACACACCGCGGCGCUGCUCCGACGGCUGCGACGUCUCCCCAUACUCACUCUCUCCUGUUGGCAGCAAAAGUCAGAAGCUCCUGAGGUCACCACGAAAGGCUGUGCGGAAAAUCUCCAAGAUUCCAUUCAAAGUUCUGGACGCGCCGGAGCUACAGGACGACUUCUACCUGAACCUUGUGGACUGGUCAUCCCAGAAUGUGCUGAGUGUGGGACUGGGCACCUGUGUGUACCUGUGGAGUGCUUGUACUAGUCAGGUGACCAGACUGUGCGACCUGGCCUCGGACAACGACACAGUUACGUCGGUCUCCUGGUCAGAGAGGGGCAAUCAAGUCGCUGUGGGAACAAACAAAGGCUACGUGCAGAUCUGGGAUGUUUCAGUCAGCAAAAAAGUUCACACCUUGACAGGUCACAGUGCCAGAGUUGGAGCUCUUGCGUGGAAUGGAGACAUGUUGUCCUCGGGCAGUCGCGACAGGUUGAUAUUGCAGCGAGACAUCCGGACUCCUAAUUCCACACCCGAGAGGAAGCUCAUCGGCCACAAGCAAGAGGUGUGCGGCCUGAAAUGGUCACCUGACCACCAGCACCUGGCCUCGGGUGGCAACGACAACCGCCUGUUUGUGUGGAACGCGACCAGCACCACGCCCAUGCAGCACCACAUGGAGCACUUGGCUGCCGUCAAGGCCAUUGCCUGGUCGCCCCACCAGCACGGGCUGUUGGCCAGCGGGGGCGGCACGGCUGACCGCUGCAUCCGCUUCUGGAACACGUUGACCAACCAGCCGCUGCACUGCGUGGACACGGGCUCCCAAGUCUGCAACCUGGCCUGGUCCAAACACUCCAACGAGCUGGUAAGCACACAUGGCUACUCUCAGAACCAGAUCUUGGUGUGGAAGUACCCGUCACUUGUACAGAUUGCCAAACUGACGGGACAUUCCUACAGGGUGCUCUACCUGGCGAUGUCUCCAGACGGGGAAGCCAUCGUGACUGGAGCGGGAGAUGAAACUCUGAGGUUCUGGAACGUUUUCAGCAAAACACGAUCAACAAAGGAGUCCAAGUCCGUGCUGAAUCUCUUCACCCGCAUCAGAUAAACAUUUGGCUGUGACCUUCACUUACGACCUUCACCACAUUGUGUGUGUGGCCACCUUCACAGCAUUGUAUGUGUGAAGACCCAAGUGGAAAGUUGUCGAAUCUUCAUUCAUUGUCUGGGAGUUGGGGUCUAUGUGUGGAUUAUGAAUGGGGCUUGAAUUGGAUAAGAUUGACUUUGUGAGUAAAUGAUCCUUGUAUCACUGAGUGAAUGAUCCUUGUAUCGCUGAGUGAAAGAUACUUGUAUCGCUGAGUGAGUGUGAAUGAUAAUUGUAUCGCUGAGUGAAUGAUACUUGUAUUGCUGAGUGGGUGUGAAUGGUACUUGUAUCGCUGAGUGAAUGAUGCUUGUAUCGCUGAGUGAGUGUGAAUGAUACUUGUAUCGCUGAGUGAGUGUGAAUGAUACAUAUAUUGCUGAGUAAGUGUGAAUGAUACUUGUAUUGCUGAGUGAGUGUGGAUGAUACUUGUAUCGCUGAGUGAGUGUGAAUGAUACUUGUAUUGCUAUAGAAAUUGAGUUUAUUACUUCAUGAGUGAGCAGCCCAUUAUUGCUGAGUGAAUGUUUGUAACUUUGUUGUGGGGAAUUCCCAGAGCCAUACAAAAUGACUGACCCCUGGAGUGUUCAGGUCUUGUGGAAGAACUGGGCCGGUCAGUCUGUGCGUCUGCUUAUCUGGACUCUCUUUUUGUCAGUGUGUAUGUUUUGGAUCCUUUCGGGGGUUGUUGUUUUUUUAUUUAUGGUUUUAAAAAAACACCUUUGGUUAUAAUUGGAUAUAUUGAUCAAAUUGUGAUGGAUUGUGUGGUAUUAGUUGGGAGGAAAAAGUUAAGGCACGUUUUUUUUCUUCUGUCAUUGAGAAGUAGGAGUAUAGAGGGGAAGCUGAUGGGAGUUUUGUGUGUGCUGUAUAGUGGAGGCUUCAUCUGAGACGGCCGCCCAUUGUUGAUGAGGUAUGUGGUCCUCCCACAGUCUCGUUAUAGCGUAGACAAAGACACAAAGAAGUGGGAAGCCACAGUUUUUAUAGAGGUGAUUGUCUUAUACAGGUGGUCGUUGGAGCAGGUAGGACUGUAAUAGUUGAGAACGGAUGGGACUAUGUGGGGAAGUUUUACCAAGGAAGAUGUUACAGGAAAAUAAAACUGACGUCUGUGGUGUAGUGGACGGGGUCUUCACUGUCGCACGCAGGAGACCCGAGUUCAAUUUCGAAGUGAGGAAAAAAUUCUAUGGAGUGCGGUAUCGCUGUCUUUCUGCUGGGAUGGGGUGGCCCUGAUAAGCAGGCUCGUAGCCCACCUCCAAAAUGGUCUAGAUUGUGUUACUUGGAAAGGGGGGGGGGGGUGUGGCGGCUUUGAAAACAACUGUUUGACUGUAUUUCCAUGUUAAUGCAAGUGGGGAGUCAGUAUUAUUUUUGAAAUUUUUUGCUGUUGCUGUACUGUAUUUCCACAGCCACGUGGAGUAUCUGUCACUUUGUAUGUAUCAUGUGUCAUUGUGUGUUGAUUUGGGUUGGGGGUUUUUUUUAGAUACGGUACUGCAGUACUUCUGGGCAUCUUGUCUUGUCAGUGAAUUGUCGUGAUGUCACGACUGUGGCUGUUGUUGGCAUUUGUUUUUAUUUGGGGGGGGGGGGCAGUUCUGCAUUACUUUGCUCAGUUGUCGAGUUGGAACUAUUUAGUAGCGUAGUGUAUGUUAUAGCGGGCGAACAUUGCAUGUACGUGUACCAGGCUCGUUUAGUUGUUCUGGUUUUUUGAAACCGUGGCUGUCACAGUUGUCUGUACAGGCCAAAGUGUGUGUGUGACUGUAUGGGUAUGUCUGGGAUAUGUGAUAGUUACACUGGAAAAAUUUCUUUGCUUUGUGAUGCUUGUCUUGUCUGUGUGUUUGUUUUGUCUGCCUGUGUGUGUGUGAUGUUUGUUUUGUCUGUGUGAGGUUACCUUGGAUUGUACAGACAUAAGACAGGGCUGUGGACGGUGCAGGAGAUAACGUGUUGGGCCAGCGGUGGGUGUACUUGUGAGACUUGGGUGUGAGGAAUGUUUCGUAUGUUGGCCGGACAUGAGGCGGAGGUUUGUAUAUAUAUAGCUGAGAGGAGAGUGCGGGCAAAGUUGUUCAGGUGAUGCUUUGCAGGGGUGGGUUGUGACGUUUGCAAGAUGACCAGUUGGGUAUACAGCACACAAAGUGGUGACUGGCCUUGGGAGACGGAUGAUUGUUUAUUUUUUGGUCUGGUGUGUAGAUUGUUCAUGGUUUCUGUCUCUGGAUAAUAUAAUGUCUUGCAAUAACGUAUGUUAUGGAGUUGUUUUUUUGGGGGUUUUAUGGACAGCAUGCACAGUUUGUAGACAUUUUAUGCCUGAAAUUAUCAGUUGUGGUCUUUAAGUAACAAUGUUGACACAAGUGUCGUUUCCAUGAUUUAGAUAAAAAUUAACUUUUGCUACUGUUAUUUUCGAACAUUUUGAUACAAAAUAACUUGCAUACAUACAAAAAUGUUUUUAAAAAUGUACACGACGGAGCAUGAGAUGUGGCAUCCACAGAAACUGGGAGCAAAACGAGUUAUGUGUGAGGUUCUACUUGAGUCACGGUGUGUGUGUGUGU